AUGUCUACCAAAAGUUCGUCUCAAAACCCUUCGAAUGAUACAGAGUCUACUACUGCAGCAAUCUUUGAACAGUUCAAAGUUUAUUUCGAUCAAAAGCUUGAGAAUUUGUCAUCUGGCUUUAAGGCAACGUCAGAAUCACAAGCUCAAAAGCUACAACGGCAAGCCGAAGGUGCCAAUUUGAAAUUUCCCGGCAACCGCAACCAAUUUUUAUUCGACAACCAAGUGCAAGAUCUCUUGAACGAAACGAGGAGCGUCUUGCAAAAGGGCGAUACAGAUUCAGUUUUGAAAUCAAUUGACAAUGCUACCAAGCUUAUAACUCAGAGACAAAGAAGAUCAA
Messenger RNA from Paramuricea clavata, 337 nucleotides. Lineage: Eukaryota; Metazoa; Cnidaria; Anthozoa; Malacalcyonacea; Plexauridae. The record is from the annotation of a GenBank genome assembly.